AUGGCCGAGUGGCCUGACUUUAUCACCCGGUCAUUCAAAUCAGCAGUUGCCAGUGAUCCUCCUGGUACAGACGAAUCUGUAUUCUAUGGUCCAUAUACUCGUCUCCUCUAUAAUCUGUUCUCUCUGGAUGGCCCGUACGAGGUCAUGCCUCAGUACAAAGCCCGCGGCACUCAAGAGAAAAUCGACAUCACUGCAGUGUUUGUUGUAGAGCUCCGACAGCACCCAGCGGAUAAUCAGAUGAGGCAGCGUCUUCAGAGCUUAGGACGACAAUUGACCAUCCCUGUUCUACACGGCAUCAGUGCAUUUGGCACUUGCUUGUGCUUCUACACGUACCAUACUCGCUCGCAAGAGAUGUCGCUCCAGUCAAUCGCUGGAAUUGUGACGUCCUGCAAGCUGAUGGAGUGGAACGCUUGACAUGUGCCAUGAACUGCCAUGAACUAGCAUUCAAGUGCAAAGAUGCAAGACACGUCUCACUCCUGUAUACAUUCCUGUGUGUUUGAAGGUAGUAAAAAAUUGUAGUUCGUGUUUCUACAGAUAUACUCCCAUGGAUCGACUCUGUCAAGCCCUGUCAUCCCCUUCCCGAUAUGUUCAAGUGUGAAUUUCA
Messenger RNA from Pisolithus orientalis, 604 nucleotides. RefSeq lists its product as uncharacterized. The record is from RefSeq and is a predicted model, not a curated record. Bases 1 to 414 code for a protein of 137 amino acids. Lineage: Eukaryota; Fungi; Basidiomycota; Agaricomycetes; Boletales; Pisolithaceae. The transcript is spliced from 4 exons.